Entrophospora sp. SA101 is the source of this 1062-nucleotide messenger RNA. NCBI's taxonomy places the organism in Eukaryota, Fungi, Glomeromycota, Glomeromycetes, Entrophosporales, Entrophosporaceae. The record is from the annotation of a GenBank genome assembly.
AUGAGUGAUUUAGAAAAUGAAAUUCUUGAACUUAUUGGAGAUCAGAAAAAAGAAUCUCGUCGUGGUAAUUAUUCCGAAGAGGAUGGUGAUGCUAAUAAUAAUAAAUCUGAAUCAUUUGGACCAGAUUUAUAUCAUGAUGAUGUUGACAGAGAAAGGUUAGAAAAUUUACCAGAGUUAGAAAGAGAACAAAUUCUUGCAUCAAGAGCUGAAAAAAGACAACAUAAUAUGGAUUUAAAUGUUAUAAAAAAUUUAUAUGAUGAAGAUGAUGUAAUUGAAGAAGAAGCUGGAUCAUCAAGAAAAAAGAAAGAUUUACAAAAAGCAGAUUUGGUGGAAUUGAAAAGAAGACGUGCAGAAAAAGGGAAAAUGAGACAAAUUGUGAAUAUCAUAGUAAAUAAAUAUGAAAAUGAUGCUCUUUCAAGUGAUGAUUCAAAUGAUAAAUCUCACAAUGAUGAUAUUAAAAUAGAAGAUUUAAGGAAAAUCCAGAUCACACGUUCUCAAGUUGCUAAAUGGAUGUUUACUCAAUAUUUUGUCAAGACUGUUAUAGGAAGUUUUGUAAGGUUAAAUAUAGGAAAUAAAGAUGGAAGACAAAUUUAUCGCAUUUGUGAAGUAAUUGGAGUCGAAGAAGUAUCAACACCAUAUUUUAUUGAGAAAUCUAUUACUAAUAAAGUUUUUCUAUUAAAACAUGCAGAAGCAGUAAAACAAUUCAAUAUUCAAAAUAUUUCAAAUAAUUAUUUUGAUCAAGGUGAAUUUGAUCGUUGGCGAAUAACAAUGAAAGUUGCCAAGUUACGAAUGCCUUCUUUUGAAGAUAUUCAAAAGAAACAGUUACAGAUAAAAGAUGCAAAUGAACAUAAUCUUACACAUCAGGAAGUUGAUGAAAUGGUUAAAAUCAAGAAAGAAUUGAGGAAUUCUACAUUUUUGUUAGAAAAAUCUGAAUCAUCAUCACCUUUACAAAAAGAAUCAUCAUUGUCAUCAAUAAAACAACAAGAAGGAAAAAAUCUCAAAUCAAUUGAUAUAUUUAAUAAGACAUUGCCAAUUUUAGAAACUGGUAGAAUUGCUAGGUAG